Messenger RNA from Symphalangus syndactylus (siamang), 13100 nucleotides. RefSeq names its product histidine-rich glycoprotein-like. The record is from RefSeq and is a predicted model, not a curated record. Lineage: Eukaryota; Metazoa; Chordata; Mammalia; Primates; Hylobatidae.
UAGUCUCAAAUUCUGACACCUAUAUAUCAGGAAUUAUAUCUUUAAAUUGCUGGGAGGAUUAAACCAAUUAAUAAAUAUAAACUAGGGCCAUGUGCGGUGGCUCAUGCCUGUAACCCCAGCAACUCGGGAGGCCAUAGCGGGAGGAUCACUUAAGGCAUUCAAGACCAGCCCGGGCAACAGAGCAAGACCCUGCCUGUCUCUACAAAAAUAAUAAAGAAUUAGCCAGGUGUGGUGGUGUGCGCCUGUAGUCCUAGCUACCUGGGAAGCUGAGGUAGGAGGAUUGCUUGAGCCCAGGAGUUUGAGGUUAUGGUGAGCUAUGACUGCAGCACUGUACUCCAGCCUGGGCAACAGAGUGAGACCCUGUCUCAUAAAUAAACACAUACAUACACACUAAAUGAUAUGAUUCUUGUCACAUAACCUGCAAAUUGCUGUUGUGAAUAGUACUCAUUUCAGAUAAUGUUGAGGUUUGCUCUGACCAUUCUGCUGUUCCCAAACAGUGUGAAGCCAACUGGCUGCAGCCUCCUGUUGCUGCCCCUGCCACUGAGGCCCAAGGACAGGAGACCCUUCCGCUGCAGGAGCAGCGGGCAUUCACGAAGUGCACCCGAGGCAAGCCUGCCAGUCAAGAUGUGAAGUUUAACCUGAGGGAGUGCAGCUGCUGUUAGCUACGCCACCAUCCCUCUGGCUUAUGAGAUAGAAAGUUAUUAUUACUUUGAGGAUUAAAAAAGUUAUAUCCAAGCAUUAAUUUUUUUUGUUUGUGUGCAGGUGGAGGCUGUUUUCUUAUUAAAACAUUCAAAACACCAUGUGUCACUCUCCUUUCUCUUUGUCCUAUGGCAGAAAACACCAGCUGAAGAGACAUUUGCAAAGCUCCGUGCCCCUCCCGAGGCUGACGGUGGGAAACAGCUGGUACCCGGUGACCUGCAGCUUCCGCCCUGGCUCUUCACCAGAAAAAGAGGAAAUCCAAGGAAUUUUCUAUGAAACCAAUUGCAGGGCGGGGCACAUACAUCAUCACAAAAAGUCUUAGAAGAGGCAAUUCGGGAGGUAAGGAAUUUGGUUGAUUGCCAAUUUUAUUUCUGUCACUUUUUAUAUUCUUUAUGAAAAACCUUUUUAAAAAGCAUUCAGAGAUCACUGUCAGUGGAGGAGAAAGAGAAGUCAAAGGCAUCUGGUUGCCCAAAGCUGGGUUUUGAGAUUCCUGAUAAGCAUCCAAUCAAUCAAACAGUGUAAACAGCUCCACUGUCUUCACGUGAAUUAAACAUCAGAGUUACAGGAACACCACAGUGAACCCAAUGCAGCAGAACAGUCGUCUUCGGGCAAAGGAGAGAUGGCCACAGCCCUUCUGCGCUUUCUCUAAGAAAGCAUUUCCAGCUCUCCGGUUAGGGUCUCUGCGCUGCACCUUCGGAGGCUGGGCCUGCCUGAGCUUCCACCCCUCACCUGCAAAUGGGGCAAGAACCCCAACUGAGGCAAGCCAGGACUCAGACCUCAAUGGCAACUAUGAGUUCUACCUUUUUUUUUUUUUUUUUGAAACAGAGUCUCACUCUGUCACCCAGGCUGGAGUGCAGAGGCACGAUCUUGGCUCACUGCAACCUGCACUUCCCAGGUUCAGGAGAUUCACCUGCCUCAGCCUCCCGUGUAGCUGGGGUUACGGGCACGCACCACCACGUCUGACUAAUUUUUGUAUUUUUAGUAGAAACAGGGUUUCACCAUGUUGGCCAGACUGGUCUUGAACUCCUGACCUCAAGUGAUCCGCCUGCCUCGGCCUCCCAGGGUGCUGGGAUUACAGGUGUGAGCCACUGCACCUGGCCCAGGCUUCUUUUUAAAUCAGGUUUUAGGUUUUUUUUCAUAAUCUAGUUUAUAUUUUAAAAACAUGACUUUGAUCUAAACAAGUUCUUUUACAUUUUUUUACAAAGUAAAGAGGAUCUCCUGCCUCAUGGCUGCUACUUCUUUCCAGUAAAAAUUAGUCCCUGCAACCUCAACUAAAAUAAAAUUAUCAUAAAGAUCUACGUUGGGCACAGCUAUGUCAUCAAAGCCCUGCUCUGGGUUAAGUGACGAAACACUCGUGAUGCUACAUCAGCGACAAAUCCUCAGAAACCACCAGGGAGGGAGGGAUGCUGUACGGACUGCGCAGUAUCCCCCAAAUUCCUCUGCAGAGGCUCACACCCCCUGGUGACUGUCGUUGGAGAUAAGGUCUUUAAGGAGGCAAUCAUGGUAAUAUGGGGGCUUAAGGGUGGGACCCUCAUCCAACAAGACUGGUGUCCUCCUGAGAACGGAGAAACACUGAAGACCACACACACGGAAAAGACCAGGUGAGGCACAGAACGGGAAGAAGCCAAACCUGCCAGUGCCUUGAUCACGGACUCUCGGCCUCCAGAACUGUGAGAAAAUGCGUUUGGGCCUCCCAGUCUGUAGUAUUUUGUCAUGGCAGCCCGAGCUGACUAAUGCAGGCGCCAAGCCCCUCCAGAGCCACGCAGCACCCAUGGCUGAUCAGCCUGCCAUGCUGGUAGAUCUACCCUGUAGGGCCAAAAAUGCUUCUACCUGCAACUGCCCAUCAAUAACAUCUGCAUGACUGUUUGCAGGGGGGGCAACCAAAGAAAGUUCAGUCCCACUGCACCAACCCAGCUAAUGGAACAGAGUCCCACACGGCACUCUCCUAAACUGGGCAGCGACGCCACUUACUUCCAGAACACAGGGAAGAUUCUGAAGCCUGCCGGGGAGCUCAGUGGACCUGCAUCCACUCACUCAUCCACUCCACAGGCAUUUGUCCCAGGGUCUCCAGCUAUGAUGGGAAGCCAGGAUGCACAGGGCCAGAGGCGACAAACACAUUCCUGCUGGGUCCUGGAGGAGGGAGGCUGGCCAGGAAUAGGGGCGGCAUGAACUGUGCUCGGGCUGCAGGUGCCAAGCACUUACGCUUGUUUCCUUUGGAGUAAAGCAAGAGGAAACGGAGGCUCCAAAUUCAAAUGGCUUUCCCAAAAGCACACAGUUAGAAAGAAGCUGCACCAGACUCCAUUUGAGGACUCUUCUUAGAGACGGCAUACACUGCCUUCUCAAAAAGCAGCUGUACCGUGGAGGAGAAAGUAGAAAAGUGCCACAAGAGAUUAAAAAAAAUAAUAAUAAUGCUCCUGGGCCUGAGAGAGGGAAGCAGUGCAGCAUUUCCGUUUUAUUUCUGGGGGCUAGGGAGCAGAGCAGAACAUUCAGGAAAGACAUGCAUUCUGCAAGCCUUUACUGGGGAUAUACUUUUCGCCAGACAUGCACGUAAAAGAGGAGCCACGUGCCCAGAGGGAUGGGAAGACAGCACGUUCCAACCAUGAAGUCGGGGAGCAGACGGAAGCACAGGUGAGGGAGAGUCCAUGGGAACCGCGAGGCCAGCAGCAGCAGCAGCAGUAGCGGAGCCCACGCGGCAGGAGCAGGAGCCCACACCUGAGCACUGAGGCACCCAGCCACCUGUCAUGAUCCUCGGAGGACUGGGCUACAGAGGCUGCAUACUCCAGCAACCAACUUCUCCCCGCUCCUAGCAGGCCCUUAAGUCGCUGCUGCUGAGCUCUCCUCACCCCCUUAAAUAUCUCUUUCCCACCAAGAUGCAAAAGGCAACACCAUCCUCUAGCAUUUGCCCAGCUCUGUGUGUGUUUAAUUUCCUUACUAUUUGCAAGAAGUCAUUCAAAAUGUUGACAGCAUCUUAACAGUUUGCACAUGAUAUAUCUGCACAUCUUACGGGUUAGCAUCCGUGUCAAAAGUCACCAAUGAACACAUCACAAUCUCUCCAUUUCGAUUCUCUUUUAAAGGCUGCAGAAUGUCUGGCUUAACACUAAGCAGACUUUUUUCUGCAAAAUUACAAGGAAACACUGAACAAGGGCAGAUGCACAAAAUGAUACCCAUGACGCCUGACGAACAACUCCGUGUUGACAGAACAGCUUGUGGCCCUUCCCACCCCAGUGGAUCAGCGCUGUUAUUGCCAGCUCAGUAUCUAUGCCCCUGUCUUUCAGAGAACCUUUUCAGUGUUCCUUUGAGGACCUGCCCCGCUCUUCUCUCUGCUGCUACUCUGAUGAGGCUGUCCAUGAAAGGCCUCCCCUGGCCAAGGAGUGGCAGAAUCUGGGCCAAUCAACCACUCUCCAGGCAACCCAAGAGGUGUCCUAAAUACACAGGCAGCCUGCACCUGUCCCCUGGGCCCGUGGUUCAGUCCAUCCCAAUGCCUCCAUGCUCAAAGCCACCCCCACAUCCUUCAGAUAAAAUCCAUGUCUGCUUGAAUCAGCCAGAAUGGGAUUCUCAUCAUGUUUUCAACCAAGGACCCAAAGAGUCAACUUACCACGGUUCCCAGCUUGAAGGGUAAACAAGUUCUGACAGUUCUAAAAGGCAAAGACCAUCUGCUUAAGGUAAACAUUACCUAAAUUUAAGGACUUUUUUAGUGCCCUAACUUCGGAUGGCAACUCCCAAAGAAAAGAUUCCCAAAAUGGUGGCCAUGGCAACCUCAAUGGCCUGAGUAUACAAGCUCCCCAACUGAUCAAUAUGGCUGCAGGCCCCUUCUCUGGGACGUGAGUCAUUGAACAUCUGAUCUAAACACCAGGUAUGUUCCUUGUUGCUACAGACUGUGCCCUGCAGGCCAGAGUCCAUCCCGCCUCCCUCGUGCAGUUAAGCUCCAUGGAGCUCUCACCAUGUGUCCAGUCCUGGACGAGACACUGGGGUUUGGUUCCUGAGCACCUUGAGCCCAUGCUGGGGAGAGACGUGCAGACCACAUCACACCAAAGUGCACAAGCCACCAGGUGGCGGGCCCUGGCAUCGCCAGCAGGAGCCAUUGGAAUGGCCUCGGGGAAGCAGGACUCCUGAGCUGGGUUGUGAGGGCGUCAAGUGGGUUAAGAAAAGAGGCUUGCCAAGGGGCAGGACUCAGGUGAUCCAAAGCCCCAGGCAGGGCCCCAGGCAGAGGAAGUGGCCUGCCAGGAACUGUGAGCCUGGUUCCUGGUAUCCUCCACAGCGAAGGUACCACAGGUGGGGCGAGACCAGGCUGGAGAGCAGGCAGGGCCACGGAAAAGGGCCUGGGAGCCCAGCAAGGCAAUUCCAUUUCCAUUUCUUUACUUCCUCCAUGACUCCUUCUAAAAAGGCUUAAGAGUGAGGCCAAGGAAUUUCAACUUCAUUCUAAAAGCCCUAGUGAGCCACUUAAAGGCUUAAGCAGGUUCAGGUCUGGGUAGAUUUAUAUUUUUGGAUCUAUUUAUGGGUUAACCCAGCUGUCAAACAUGAAUUGCCACAUCAACAUUCUCUGAGAUGUGUGUGUGUGUGUGUGUGUGCACACGGACUGCACUGGCACACACCAAGGUGAGACUCGGGGAAAUCGCCUGUGCUCAGUCACGUAAGUACAGAUAUAUGUGUUCUGUACACAUAAACACCCACAGGAAAGAUACAGGGGAAAGCACAACCUCAUCAUAAAACAUCUCAACAGGAGCCUGGGAGUUAUCAAACUGUUAAAACUUGAAAAGCUACAAAAUCGCCCUUUAUUUGGAAGAGCUCAAUCAUUCUCGGGAGGGUUGAGCGUCGGGGUGCUGUGUUGUUAGGUCUUUGGGCUUUUUAACUAAGAAAGGACUCCAACCUCAUGGACAUCAUAACGGCAAACCAGUUUCGAUGCUUCUAGACCCCAUCAAGCACAGCUGGGUGGUCCUCUAUCCACCAGCCAGGAAUGCACCCACCGGAACAGUCCAGGCUCCAGGAUUUGGUUCACCCACUGCUCCCCAUGCCAUGGCACCUGGAUUGGGAGUGCCCAGAGCCACAGUACCCAAAGUGUGGCACCAAAAUGGCAGCAGCAGCCUUGCCAGGGGGCUCGUCAGGAAGGCAAGUUCCCAGGCCUCACCCGCCACCCACUGAAUCAGAACUUCUGGGGGUGGAGCCCAGUGAUCUGCAUUUUUUUUUUUUUUUUUUUUUCUGAGACGGAGUCUUGUUCUGCCGCCCAGGCUGGAGUGCAGUGGCGCGAUCUCUGUUCGCUGCGACCUCCGCCUCCUGGGUUCAAGGGAUUCUCCUGCCUCAACCUCCCGAAUAGCGGGGAUUAUAGGCGCCUGUCACCACUACUGGCUAAUUUUUGUAUUUUUAGUAGAGACGGGGUUUCACCAUGUUGGCCACUCUGGUCUCUAACUCCUGACCUCAAGUGAUCUGCCCGCCUCAGCCUCCCAAAGUGUUGGGAUUACAGGCAUGAGCCACCCGCACCUGGCACAGUGAUGUGCAUUUUAACCCACCCUCAGUUAAAACACAGGUGACCUGAGGUGACCCUGAUGCAGGCUAAAGUCUGAGAACCACCGAUCUCAAACCUUUAAGACCAUUUAGCGGCAAGAAAAAACUAGAGAAGCCACAUCUGAACUAGAAAAGCACAAAGGGGCCCAAUGAAACUGCAAACUAGAUUUUCUCAAAAAUGACCAGAACUGCCACGAAAUGAACUGGUCAGGAUAAACUUGACCAGAACCAGGAGUGCCCAGUUCUAAACAGAUGCUGCCAGAGGAAUCUCAAGUGCAGAGGGCCCAGGCCAGCCGGGAGCCCUGCACAUGCAUUAAUAGCACAGUGUAUUUUUUUAUAACAUCCAAAGCACUUAAAAGAAUAAUAUUUUCACUCAUGUAUCUCAACAACUUCCAGGAGAGGAAGGCAAAGGGCAGAUUCUCUGGCUGGCGCAAAGGUUACAUGGUCAGGAGGGGCCCAGGAGCCACUGAGCAGAGGUAGGCAGGGUGGGAGGCCCAGGGAGCUUGUCACCUACCUCCAGCUCAGACACCUUUGCCCAGCUGCCUACCCCAUGGCGAAUCCUAACAGGGAAAUCAAGGCAGAAAUGGGGGAGGAUGCGCAUGGAUUGAUUGAUUGAUUGAUUUUUAGUCAUAGGGUCUCACUCUGUUGCCCAAGUUGGAGGGUAGUGGUGCAAUCAUGGCUCACUGCAGCCUCAAUCUCCUAGGCUCAAGCAAUCCUCUCACCUCAGCCUCCUGAGCAGCUGGGACCAUAGGCAGCACCAACACACCUGGCUGUUUUGUUUUUUGGUAGAGAUGAGGGUCUGUCUCCCUAUGUUACCCAGGCUGGUCUUGAAUUCCUAGCUUCAAGCAAUCCUCCCACCUCAGUCUCCCAAAGUGCUGGGAUCACAGGUGUGAGCCAAUGCACCUGGCCAACUUUCUUAUUCUUAUGUCAACAAAACCAGUGUUUCCCAACCUUGGUAUUCUCCCCUAAAAGUUAAAAAACAGAUACUCAAAGAAAACUCCCAAACUCCCAAACAAGAUACAGCCAUCUACCCAGCAUUCUGCUGACGCAGCAUCAGAUCAAGAUGUGAGUGACAUGACCACCAAUGUGGACAAUGACCAUCACCACACACACACAUUCACACACACACUCACACACGCAUUCACAUUCACACACACGCAUUCACACAUUCACACACACACUCACACACGCAUUCACAUUCACACACACGCAUUCACAUUCACACACACGCAUUCACACAUUCACACACACACACACACGCAUUCACAUUCACACACACGCAUUCACAUUCACACACGCAUUCACACAUUCACACACACUCACACACGCAUUCACAUUCACACACACGCAUUCACACACAUUCACACACACGCAUUCACACAUUCACACACACACGCAUUCAUUCACACACACACAUUCACACACAUUCACACACACGCAUUCACACACAUUCACACACACUCACACACGCAUUCACAUUCACACACACGCAUUCACACAUUCACACACACUCACACACGCAUUCACAUUCACACACACGCAUUCACACAUUCACACACACUCACACACGCAUUCACAUUCACACACACGCAUUCACACACAUUCACACACACGCAUUCACACAUUCACACACACACACGCAUUCACAUUCACACAUACGCAUUCACACACAUUCACACACACGCAUUCACACAUUCACACACACACACGCAUUCACAUUCACACACACGCGUUCACACACACGCAUUCACACAUUCACACACACUCACACACGCAUUCACAUUCACACACGCAUUCACACACAUUCACACACACGCAUUCACACAUUCACACACAUCCAUUCACACAUUCACACACACAUUCACACACAUCCAUUCACACAUUCACACACACACGCAUUCACACACGCAUUCACACAUUCACACACAUCCAUUCACACACAUUCACACACACACACACACGCAUUCACACACAUUCACACACACGCAUUCACACAUUCACACACACGCAUUCACACAUUCACACACAUCCAUUCACACACACACACGCAUUCACAUUCACACACACGCAUUCACACACAUUCACACACACGCAUUCACACAUUCACACACAUCCAUUCACACACACUCACACACGCAUUCACAUUCACACACACGCAUUCACACACAUUCACACACACGCAUUCACACAUUCACACACAUCCAUUCACACACACACACACACUCACACGCAUUCACAUUCACACACACGCAUUCACACACAUUCACACACACGCAUUCACACAUUCACACACAUCCAUUCACACACAUUCACACACACACACACAUUCACACACACGCAUUCACACAUUCACACACAUCCAUUCACACACAUUCACACACGCUUUCACACACGCAUUCACACAUUCACAAUCACAUUUACACACACAUUCACACUCAUACACAUUCACACAUUGACACACACAUACAUUCACACACUCAUUCACACUCACACAUUCACAAAUUCACACACAUUACAUUCACACACACUCUCACACAAAUACACACACUGAAUCUCACAAGCAUGUUCUAUAGGAACAAAAUCCACAGUUUGGGGAAAUUACAUGGGUUUUUCUCCCCACCCUACAAAUAGAAGAACUGCCAGGGGAACUCUCUUGAAUGCGGAAUUGUCAAAAAGAUUUAUAUAUAAAAGUUUCAGGAGAUUUUCUCUUGGCCAGAAAACAAGUGAGUAAUUUCCCUGAGCCCAGCAUAGGUUAAUAAUCAAAGAAGUUCGUUAGGAACUGCCCUGAGCUCAGGCUGCCAGGCAGUUAGUCAUAAAGAGCUAGGUGGAAUUUGCCUACUCAGGCAAUGGGAGGAGUGAGGGAGAGUCACAUCCCCACAGAGAAGCCGGUUUCCUAGAACACUUGUGGGCCAGGAGCUGGCUAGGCCCCCGUGGCUCCUGGCUGCCCCCUCCCUGAGGGCCUGGGUCAGACCCCAGGGAACCAGGUAUCCUUGCUCACCGAGAGGGCGGGUCCCUCUGGGCACACAGGUAGACACACUUCUAGAUAAUUCCACCAGUUCCCACCUGAAACAGAAGCGUGCACCAGAGUAACCCUUGGUUAGUGUGGAUCAGAGGCUGAGGGGGUCACAGAGUUCAUCUGACCUGGGGCUCUCAGUCUCGGGAUGACAAAGACUCAGGGCUGCCCUCGGCAUUGCGGGAUCUUGGGCAGCAUCCCUUACCUCCACCUGCCACGUGCCAGUAAUAACCAUACCACCCUAAAGUUGUAACAACUGCAAAUUGCCCCAGACAUGGCCAAAUGUCCUCUUGGGGGCUACAAUGCUUGCACGCCAUACACCGCCCCCCCCCAGCACCUUCUUGAAGACUGAUCUUGACCAAACAUCUGGAUUUACAGACAGGGAAACUGAGGCCAGAGGUCACAAGGAGAGGCACACUGGCUCUGCUCCCUCGGGUUUUGCGACCUUAUAAGGUGGUCUUCAGUCUGCACCUCUUUCUGAGGCUUCUCCUUUCCCUCCUCAGCCUCACUCCUACAGCCUCCCACCCCCCUCAUCAGUACAAGACACUUCACAGCCCAAGAGACACAGAGGGCAAACGCUCUUUCUUAAGGACAGCUGCUAUCCCAUCACCGCCAGAAGCCUGCUGAACUUAAGCCCAAAGUGGACACUCUCACACUGCGGGCGGGAGAGUAAAAUCAACCAAUUUGGAAAACAGCAGGCAGUUUACGCAAAAGUUAAACAUAUAUCCAGAACAUUUCCCAGCCACUCUACUCCUAGGUAUCUACCCAAGAGAAAUGACCCAAGAGAAAUGAAAGCACGUGCCCAUAUGAAGACUUGUGCGUGAAUGUUCACAGCAGCUCUAUUUGUAAAAGCCAAGAACUGAAAACAACGCCAUCAAUAUCCAUCCACAGGAUAAACACACUGUAGUAAAUCCAUACAAUGGAACAUGACUCAGCAAUGAAAAAGAAAAAGCUACGGAUAUACUUAACAACUUGAAUGACCCUAAAAAUCAUCAUGCUGACUGAAUGAAGCCAGGCAAAGAAGGGGUCCUUUACUGCAGCGGUCCCUAACCUUCUUGGCAUCAGGGACCGGUUUCAUGGAAGACAAUUUUCCCACCGAUGGGAGGCAGGGGGAUGGUUUCAUGAUGAUUCAAAUGCAUUACAUUUAUUGUGCACCUUAUUUCUACUAUUAUUGCAUUGUAAUAUAUAAUGAAAAAAAUUCUACAACUCACCAUAACAUAGAAUCAGUGGGAGCCCGGAGCUUGUUUUCCUGAAACUAGACGGUCCCAGCUGGGGGGGGGACGGGAGACAGUGACAGAUCAUCAGGCAUUACAGUCUCAUAAGUAGCGCCAAAUGCAGAUCCCUCAUAUGUGCUGUUCACAGUAGGGUUUGUGCUCUUAUGAGAAUCUAAUGCCGCCGAUCUGACAGGAAGUGGAGCUCAGGGGGUAACACAAGGCAAAGGGAGUGGCUGUAAAUACAGAUGAAGCUUCACUUGCUGGCCUGCCACUCACCUCCUGCUGUGCGGCCUGGUUCCUAAUAGGCCCAGUACUGGUCCAUGGCCCGGAGGCUGGGGACCCCCCUUUUAAUGCAUGAUCUUAUUUCUAUUUUAUUCUGGAAAAUGCAAACUAAUCCACAGUGACAGACAGCAGAUGGGUGCAAGCAGACGGGCAGAGGUGGUGCCGGUUGCAAAGGGGUACGAGGAAGUGUUGGGGCUGGGGAAUGGUUGCCUUCCAUACCUCGGCUGUGGCUACGGGGGUCAAAACUCAUCAAAUGGUAAACUUCCAAGACUUGGAGUUUACUUUAUGUAAACCACACCUCUGGCCGGGCGUGGUGGCUCACACCUGUAAUCCCAACAUUUUGGGAGGCUGAGGAGGGUGGAUCACUUGAGGUCAGGAGUUCGAGACCAGCCUGGCCAACAUGGUGAAACCAUCUCUACUAAAAAUACAAAAAUUAAUUAGCCGGGCGUGGUUGUGGAUGUCUGUAAUCCCAGCUACUCAAGAGGCUGAGGAAGGAGAAUUGCUUGAACCCAGGAACCCAGGAGGCAGAGGUUACAGUGAGCCGAGAUUGCGCCACGGCACUCCAGCCUGGGUGACAGAGCCAGACUCCAUCUCAAGUUUAAAAAAAAAACCAUACACUUCUCUAAAGAGAUAGACAAAAAUCAAAUAAGUGCAGAAAAAGCAUUCCAACUAUAAAACACACCAUUAAUUUUCACGGUAACUGCAGGUAAUCGUUCACAUCACAUGAGUUCACACCACCCUCUAGGUAAAUCUGGUUCAAGCAGGUGAGGGUGGCUGCAGGUGAGCACACGCCCCACACUGCUAGGACGCCAGUGAGUGGGAAGCAGAUAGAGCAGCCACCACCACGCCCCCGACUAAAGCGGUGGAGAGUUUGGCGACACACUUGGCAUCUGGCCCGUGCACUGGAUUCUGCCACUUCCGGCUCUGCCACCUUCCUCUGUGUAACCCUGGGCAAAUCGCUUUGAUGCACAGAGCAUCCCUUUCUCCCUCUUUUGCUAAUUACAGCACAGGGGGAAAGUAACUUCUAUUUACAUAUAUAAAAAGUUAACUGCCCACUAACAUCUCCAUUAUUAAAAUGUCACAGAAUUUGUGUGGCUUAAAUGUAAGCCGUAUUUUCAGCUAGCCAGGAUUAAAGGUGCUGCAGAUUUCCUAAACUCAGGUGAAUUUUCAAAGGCAUGCCGUUUGGAAAUCCUCCCUCCUACCGGACUGCAGAACCUGUAAUCGCAGGCAGUCAGCUUGCCUCCGUGCCUCCUCCUCAUGUAAUCAAAACCAUCAGUCAGCAUCCCAGCCACCACCAACUCUCAGCAAGGGAAUAAAAGUGAACCAACAGCUGUUAUUUUCUUUAUAACCUUGGUGAGUAAAAAACUGAGUGUGAAUGUGAGUUUCAAAUCACAAAUCGAAAUCUGCAGGAGAGCUGCAAUCUGCGGAGAGAAUUCCCCAAGUACUUCUGCAGACUUAUGGGCUGAUUUCUGAAGUUUCCUUUUCUACUUUAUUAAAACAUCAAAACUGUAGGUGGCAUUACUUGGUACAUACCUGAAGGAAUAUACAUUGUUCUACCAUAAAGACACAUGCAGUUAGUUGUGUGUUCACUGUGGCACUAUUCACAAUAGCAAAGACAUGGAAUCAACCAAAAUGCCCAUCAAUGGUGGGCUGAAUAAAGAAAAUGUGGUACAUAUACACUAUGGAGUACCAUGCAGCCAUAAUAAAAACAAUAAGAUCAUGUCCUGUGCAGCAAAAUGGAUGGAGCUGGAGGCCAAUACCAUAAGCGAACCAGCGGAGGAACAGAAAACCAAGUAUCUCAUGUUCUCACUUGAGCUACACAUUGACACAAAGAAUGGAACAACGGCCACCAAGGCCUACUUGAGGGUGGAGGGUGGGAGGGAAAGGACUGAAAAACUACCUAUCAGGUACUGUACUUACUACGUGUUGUAAUAAUCUGUACACCAGACCCCCAUGACACCCAACUUAUCUAUAUAACACGCCUGCAUGUGUACCCCCUGAAACUAAAAGUUUUUAAAAAUAUAAAAAUAAAGACCCAUGGGUGGCUGGUGUCCAUGGGUCCUGAGUUCGAAUCCUGACUCUGCCACCUUCAGGAGUGGGCGGAUUCAGGCAAGGCUUUAAACUCUCCAGGCUGCAGGCUCCUGACCUGUCAAAUGAGGGUCCUACCACCUCUGUCUGGCAGUGACCAGGAUAACAAAAUGACACAAAGGGCACCCAGCCCCGAACACGGCGUCCUGCAGAGACAAACACUCAAGCGGCAGGUGCUAUUACGGAUUUUAUUCAGUGAGAGGAAGGGAAGAAACCAGGAGGAUGGUUCAGGAAAUGUUCCAUGGAAAUUUCUGGAAUCUGGAGCACGAGCAGCUGUCAGAGAUGCCUGCAGGCAACGGUGUCAC